Molecule: messenger RNA, 1362 nt
Organism: Vigna radiata var. radiata (mung bean)
Lineage: Eukaryota; Viridiplantae; Streptophyta; Magnoliopsida; Fabales; Fabaceae
Exons: 1
Coding region: 1-1362 (453 amino acids)
Source: RefSeq, a predicted model, not a curated record
AUGGCCCAUUUUCUCAACCAUCGUGCAUGGAUGUACGAUCGUUGUCAUAGCGGAAGGAGAGGUUUGAAGGAAUCUUUUGUCAUCGGAGUUGAAGAGUUUGUGGAGACGGCUCGACAAUGUCAAUAUUAUGCUAUUGAUGGAGGGAUUCGAUGCCCAUGCAUCAAGUGCGAAUGUACAAGGAUUUUGAAAGAUCAAGACGUUAAACUUCACCUAUACCAAAAAGGGUUCAUGCCUGUUUGGACAUUUCAUGGUGAAGAAAUUCCUUCGACCUCCAAUAGAGUUGAAAUUUGGCUUGCAUCAGGUUUGAAUACUGUUGUACAUACAUCUAGGAUAAAUCAAUUUGCCUAUAUGCAAGAGAUGGUCGACAAUGCUCUUCGUCGACAUGACGAACAAGAAGCAAACGAUAGUCAUGAUGAAGAGGCUCCAAAUGAAACCACUCAGAGGUUUUACAAAUUAUUGACAAAGGCAAAUCUACCUGUAUUUGAAGGUUCAUCCGAGUCAAAAUUGCCAGUGUCCAUUAGACUCUUGGCUGGUAAAUCUAAUUGGAACGUUCCCAACCAAGUAGUGGAUCACUAUACAAAAUUGAUUUUAGAUUUGACACCACUAAACAAUUCUAUUCCGAAGAAUUGUUAUCAAGCCAAAAGAUGUGUUUCAAUGUUGGGAUUGGAAGCCAAGAAGAUUGAUUGUUGUGUUAAUGGAUGUAUGUUAUUCUAUGACAAUGACAAUCGCAAAAAUGAUGCAUUGUUGGUUGAAUGCAAGUUUUGUGGCUCUCCUCGAUAUCAUACGAUGCAUGCAGGACAAAGGCAAAAAAAACCAAUUCCCUUAAAGUCAAUGUUCUACUUGACCAUUAUUCCAAGAUUACGAAGAAUGUUUACUUCAAUGCAAACAUCACAACACAUGACAUGGCAUGAUAGUAACAAAACUAAAGGAGUUUUGUGUCAUCCUUCUGAUGGUGAAGCUUGGAAGCACUUCAAUCGUAAACAUCCGUCUUUUGCUAGUGAACCGUGUAACGUGAGACUUGGUUUAUGCUCUGAUGGGUUUACCCCAUACAUUCAGGUGUCUGCAUCACCAUAUUCAUGCUGGCCGGUGAUAGUUACCUCAUACAAUCUACCUCUUGAGAUGUGUAUGAAAAAGCCUUACAUGUUUUUAACAUGUAUAAUACCAGGUCCAUCUAAUCCCAAAUCAGCGAUUGAUGUUUAUUUGGAGCCUCUAAUUGAUGAUUUGAAGAAGCUAUGGAAUGGAGUUUGGACGUAUGAUGUUUCAAGGAAGCAAAAUUUCCUUAUGAAGGCAACUUUGAUGUGGACUAUAAUGACUUUCCAGCGUAUGGCAUGUUAUUUGGUUGGAGCACACAUGGUCGAUUAG